This is a messenger RNA of Symbiodinium sp. CCMP2456, 405 nucleotides long. The record is from the annotation of a GenBank genome assembly. Lineage: Eukaryota; Dinophyceae; Suessiales; Symbiodiniaceae.
AUGGCCUACGAAGAUUUCGUUUCCUGGGCCCGUGAAAACAAAGUCGAGCACUCGCAGCCGGAGUUCAAGCCAUCGAACAUGCGAGAUUCGGUGACCGGAUAUGCUGAGCACUGGCUCGCCGAAUUCUUCAACAGGAUGGAAAGAUAUGGAAAGUAUAUGCAAAUGGAGGAGCGAAACGGCCUCAUGGAGGCAUCCGACACUUCGAUGCAUUUCAGAAUGAUUGACUUUUUGGGUUUUCGGUGUGACUGCUGUUUUGAAAUAAAGCCUUUUGAUCUCCUUUCCGAGGACAAAUUCGGUGUGGCAUAUGCUCGACUUGCGAAGCAAUCUGCACGGUCUGGGGAUUUGAACUGGCUUCUCAGACCGAAAAUCCACGCUGCUAGACUUAAUUCUGCGGGAGACAUAUGA